AUGCAACGAUUGAAAAGAUUACUAUUUUCUAAUAGUGAAAAUAAUAGAGAUGAUUCACAAGCAUCCAUUGAUGAAAUUAAUAAUAUAAAAACAAAACAACAAUAUAAAACACUUGUUUUAUUCGGAAGUGGUGGUUCUGGUAAAUCUUCAAUAUUUAAAAAAUGUGUAAAUAUUAAAGAAGAUUCAAUACUAUUAGUAUAUUCAAUUUUAUUAAAAUUUUAUAGUUGGAAAUAUAUUCCUAAUUUAAAAUCUAAAUUGACUAAUCAGGAAAAUGUUAAACUUUAUGAAACAAAUUUAGAAUUAUUACCACAUCAUAUUGAAAAAACUCAUUGGACAGUAGAUGUUGCAAAUGCUGUAUUUAAAGUAUAUUGGGAUAUUGGAUUACAAAAAGAAUUAUUAAAUUAUAGAUUUCAAAUUCCAUUUUGGGAAAGUAUUCAAUAUUUUAUGAAAAAGGAAAAUUUUGAUAAAUUACUGGAUUUGAAUAAUUGUGAUUUAAAUGAUGAAGAUUUAUUUUUUGCAAGUUUUAAAACAGUAGGAAUUCAUUCUUUACCAUAUAAAUUAAAUGAAAAUCAAAUAAUUAUUGACACAGGUAAAUAUUAAAACAUUUAUAUUUAUAACAAAUAUAUAUCCAAAUAUAUAUAAUAUAGGUGGUCAAAGAUGUGAACGUAAAAAAUGGAUUAAUGUAGUGGAUGAUAAUUUAUCCGCAAUUGGACAAGUUAUUUCAUU
Molecule: messenger RNA, 726 nt
Organism: Naegleria gruberi
Lineage: Eukaryota; Heterolobosea; Eutetramitea; Acrasida; Naegleriidae
Exons: 2
Coding region: 1-600 (199 amino acids)
Source: RefSeq, a predicted model, not a curated record